Messenger RNA from Salmo salar (Atlantic salmon), 2145 nucleotides. Lineage: Eukaryota; Metazoa; Chordata; Actinopteri; Salmoniformes; Salmonidae. The record is from RefSeq and is a predicted model, not a curated record.
ACCACGCGGACGACUUUCUCUCUCUCUUUUUAAUGCGGUUUCCCCAAUCAUUCGUCAGAAGUUGGAUCAAAACCUUUUUCCCGUAAGGCGGAUUUCAGUCACUAGUCUAUUUAUUUAAGUUGCCGUCAGUUCGUGAACUUGGUUCGCGUCUUGCCGCUUGCACUCGGUUCGGGGUUUCGGGAGAGAACUAGGAUGUCUGCGGUGAAAGCGCUGCAACAGUGGUGUAAGAUCCAGGUUCAGGGUUACAGAGAUGUCACUAUCACCAAUAUGACAACUUCUUUCAGGGACGGGAUGGCUUUCUGCGCCCUCAUUCACCGAAACAGACCCGACCUCAUUGACUUUGAUUCCCUGAAGAAGGAGAAUGUCUAUGACAACAACCACCUGGCGUUCCGGGUAGCGGAGGAUGAGUUGGGGAUCCCAGCUCUGUUAGAUGCUGAGGACAUGGUGGCCCUGAAGAUACCAGACAGACUCAGUAUUCUGACAUAUGUCUCACAAUACUACAACCACUUCCAUGGCAAAUCACCUAUUGGCGGCAUGGCGGGGAUAAAGCGUCCAGCGGAGGCAUCCACAGAAGAGGGGCCUUCUGGGAAAAAGAACCAAGCAGUUGUCUCCAAGGUCUUCCCCGCCUCUCCCCCUCUAAAUCCACUACUGAGAACCGCCCUCCCCCCUCCUCCUCACCCAAAGCCUCAAGCAGACCAGACAGGGCAGCACAGAAGGAUGUGUUGUCGGACCGCUCCAAUAAGACGGGGACUCUGAGCAGUAAGUGUUCCGUGUGUAAUAAACACGUUCAUCUGGUCCAGAGACACCUAGUGGAUGGGAGGCUGUAUCACAGGAGCUGUGCCAGGUGUAGUGAGUGUUCCACCACUCUACUGUCUGGUAACUGUAAACCUGGACCAACACCAGGCUCCUUCAUCUGUACCUCCCACCACCACCCCCAGGGGGCGCUGCCAACACACACCCCUCUCCGAGACCUGCCCAAAAACAACCCUACUACCCUUGCUGCCUCCAAAUACACCCCUCACCCUCCUCCCACUGUCAAGACCACCCCUCUCUCAGACCUCUCCAAGAAUACCCCCGGACCCAAAUAUACCUCUCACAUUCCUCCCAAUGUCAAGACCACCCCUCUCUCAGACCUCUCCAAGAAUACCCCCGGACCCAAAUAUACCUCUCACAUUCCUCCCACUGUCAAGACCACCCCUCUCUCAGACCUCUCCAAGAAUACCCCCGGACCCAAAUAUACCUCUCACCCUCCUCCCACUGUCAAGACCACCCCUCUCUCAGACCUCUCCAAGAAUACCCCCGGACCCAAAUAUACCUCUCACCCUCCUCCCACUGUCAAGACCACCCCUCUCUCAGACCUCUCCAAGAAUACCCCCGGACCCAAAUACACAGACCCCUCAAAAUCCACCCCAGCUCUGACACCCACUAGUACCCCCUCCAAAUAUGGCCCUAGCUGGCUGAGCUCCAAAACCACCACCACCUCUGUCGCCUCCUUGCGGCCCAGCCCGGGGCUCUCCUCCCUGGGCAUAGUGAGCCCUGCAGCCUCUGGACCCACCGCAGUCCCACGGAGCUUCAACACUACAACUAGCGCCACCACUCCCACAGCAUCCAAGACCCAGCAGGCCCGGCUCCAGUUCUUCCAAUCUGGGAACACCCCCACUGGGCAGGAGAACCAGGGCAAGACCCAGACUCAGGGACCGGCACAGAGUCUACCCACAAAUAGAGUCCCGAAUGCCGGCUCGCAGGGGACAGUAGUGGGGGUUGGCCAGGGUGUGAGUGUGGUAGUGAGUUUGGGUGGGGUAGGGGGCAAGGGAGGGGGUUCAGGUUGGGGUGGGGAUAAGGGUGUGAAUGUGGUGGUAGGUGGGGGUACAGGUGGGGACAGGGACGUGGUUCAGGGUAGAGGUAGAGUUGUCUUCAAGAUGGAUAGUGAUGUGAAAGCCUCUCCAUCUAAAGAAGACUGCAGUACCAAGACCCAGGCUGCUGCUGUCAUCACUAAGAAACUAACAGAGAACAACACCACAACAACAGCUGGUGCUGUCAUCACUAAGAAACUAACAGAGAACAACACCACAACAACAGCUGGUGCUGUCAUCACUAAGAAACUAACAGAGAACAACACCACAACAACAGCUGGUGCUGUCAUCA